AUGGCGCCCCUCUGUACCUCGGUGGAAGUCAACCUUCUCGUCUAUCAUUACCUCAAAGAAUCAGGGUUCCACCACGCAUCGUUUGCGCUGCGACAUGAAUCGAGGCUGGACGACUCGCCCCUCUCCCACGAGGCCAUUAUCGAGCCUGGUCAGCUGAUCCGCUACCUGCAGAGAGGCCUCGUCUACUCGGCCGUCGAGGCACAUGUCCAGGAGGAUGGCACCGAAAAGACCUGCUCGGCGCCGUUCAAGCUGGUAGGACCGCCGCACGUGUGCGAUGGCAAGCCUCGACCGCCACCACCGCCAGCGAGCCCGACUCGACUCUCCGCUUCUCCGCCGCCAGCGUUGGCGCCACCGCGGGCCCUCCACAAGGAAGCGACGACCCAGACUGUGGCCGUCGCCGUCCAGGAUACGACGCGGAGGCUGCAGAACGGGUUGCAGUCGGCGACGUCGAGCUCCAGCGGCUCGAGGCGCAACUCGGACGGCCGACAGCCUGAGUCCAGCACGACAGCCUCGGCGUCCAAGAAGAAGCUCGAGCAAGUCUCGGCAGACGACGUCGAGAUGACGGACGCGGAGCAGGCGCGCGCGGCAAAGAUGAAGGACGCGAAACGCAAGGCCUCGCACGCCCUCGCGGCAUCGGCGGGCUCCGAGAGGCAGGAGAAACGGGCCAAGCGGGAGGACCUCGCCGCCGCUUCCGCAUCGGCAGCGGACAGGAAGCGGCUCGCCAACGGUAUGGCGGACGAGGACAGGAAGGACGUGGCGUCCAGGAACGGCAAGGUUGGCGGCAGCUCCCGAGCGUCCACGCCCGGUCAGACGGACAGGGGCCACGAGAGCGGCUCCGGCGCAGCGGAUCGGACGGGUUCGAGGGCAAAGGAGAAGGACGGCAUCAAGAAGAAGAAGGCGGGCAAAGGCAGCCUCGCCGAAGGGAAGAAAGACGGCGGCAAGGGCGACAAGGGCGCCGCCGGCAACGGCAAGCAGGCCAGCACGACAGUCGAGCAGCCCGAGGGCGAUGGAUACGUCACCCGCGAAGAGAUCACCGUGCUGGCCGGACACACGGGCGAGGUGUUCGGCUCGGCGUGGAACCCGACGGUGCCGGGCAUGCUGGCAAGUGGCGCCGGCGACGCAACGGUGCGCAUCUGGGAUCUGCCGCCGCGGUCCGGCGACCCCGUCGACCCGCCGACGGUGUGCAAACACCUGCCCGCGACGCAGAGCAAGGACAUCUCGACGCUGCACUGGAACCCGGACGGCACACUGCUGGCCUCGGGGUCCUACGACGGCAUACUCAGGCUCUGGACGCCCCAGGGAGAUCUGCACCUGGUCAUGUCGAUGCAUCAGGGCGCCGUCAUCAGCGUGCGGUGGAACCGCAAGGGCAACAUGCUGCUGACGGGAAGCGCCGACGGCACUGCCAUCGUCUGGGACCUCGGCAGCGGCAAGACGCGGCAGCAGUUCCCUCUCCACAGCGACGGCGUCCUCGACGUGGAAUGGCUCUCCACUGCCGAGGGCUCGCUCAGCGUUGAUUCAUCUGCUGCCGUCGCGCCGGCCCACGGUCUCAGCCAGUCGGUCGCCGACUCCAUCUUUGCCACGUGCUCGGCGGACAACAGCAUCAAUAUCUGCAAGCUGGGCGAGGCGCGGCCAAUCAAGUCGUUCAAGGGCCACACCGACGAGGUCAACGCCAUCCGCUUUGAUCCCUCGCAAACGCUGCUGGCGAGUGUCUCGGACGACUGCACGGCCAAGAUCUGGGCGCUCGAUCUCGGCAGCUCGUCGUCCAAUGGCAGCGGGUCCUGGUCAGGCGGCGCCCCCGGUGCCGGCAGCGAGGGCUCGAGGAAGCGGGGCGCCCGGGGUCGGGGUGGGAGCGCGAACGUCGAAGGCACGGACGCAGAGGAGGACCGCGAGCGUGGCCACCGCAACCCGACCGGCGCAGGAAGCGGCAGCGGCAGCGGUGCCGGCACGGCCGAGGCCGGAUCUGCAGCCGCGACCGGCGAGGGCGAGGUGGACGAGUCCGGACCGUCGAAGGAGAAGGACGGAGGCGCAUCCUCGGCGGCAGGCGCCUCGACUGCGGCGCCUCCCGCUGGCACGGGCGCUUCCACAUCGUCUGGCGCUGGGUCCAGCGGUGCUGCUGCCGGCAAGGACGUUCCAUCGGCCGACCCGUCCGCUUCAGGCAGCGGACCGACUGCGGCUAGUGCCGGUGCACCCGCUGCACCGUCGACGACGUCCAGUGUGGUGACGACGACGGCCAAGGGACCCAACAAGGGCCUGCGGCUUACGCUCUCUGGUCACACCAAGGAGGUGUACGCGGUGGCUUGGUGUCCGACGGGACCAGGGACGCGCCAUCCCAAGCAGCCGCGCAUGCUUGCCACCACGUCGUUCGACUGGACCGCGCGGCUGUGGAACGCCGACACCGGCGACUGCAUCCGUGUCAUUGACGAGCACGAGGACAACGUCUACACGCUCAGCUUCAGCUCCUGCGCGCGGUUCCUCGCCACUGGCGGGAUCGACAAGAGGGUUCUCAUCACGCGGAUCGAGGACGGCGCCCUCGUCAAGCGCUAUGUUGGCGGUGGACCCAUCUUCGGCCUCUCUUGGAAGGGCCUUGCUGCUGCCGAAGACGUCGAUCCGGACUCGAAGCGAUCGGAAGCCAAGAUGCCGUCCGACGCCCACGACUCAUCGACGUCUGUCGCUGCCAAAGACGGCACCCUCCCGGGGCAGUAUCAGCUCGCCAUCUCGCAGGCCGAUCGCAAGCUCGUAGUGCUGCGGCUGCGGGACCUCGACAAGGCGCCGGCAAACAAGCUCUUUGGGGCUCCCUCCAAGCCCGAGAUGGCCGAGGCUGCCUCGACCUCCACCGUAUCGGAUUCCGUCGCCGCCAAGAAGGAGAAGAAGGCAUGA
Molecule: messenger RNA, 2877 nt
Organism: Pseudozyma flocculosa PF-1
Lineage: Eukaryota; Fungi; Basidiomycota; Ustilaginomycetes; Ustilaginales; Ustilaginaceae
Exons: 4
Coding region: 1-2877 (958 amino acids)
Biological process (GO): regulation of transcription by RNA polymerase II
Cellular component (GO): Set3 complex
Molecular function (GO): transcription corepressor activity; protein binding
Source: RefSeq, a predicted model, not a curated record